This is a messenger RNA of Elephantulus edwardii (Cape elephant shrew), 885 nucleotides long. RefSeq names its product rab effector Noc2-like. Gene Ontology annotation, molecular function: small GTPase binding. The record is from RefSeq and is a predicted model, not a curated record. The coding region runs from base 1 to 885 and encodes 294 amino acids. Gene Ontology annotation, biological process: intracellular protein transport. The transcript is spliced from 8 exons. NCBI's taxonomy places the organism in Eukaryota, Metazoa, Chordata, Mammalia, Macroscelidea, Macroscelididae.
AUGGCCGACACCAUCUUCAGCAGCGGGAAUGACCAGUGGGUUUGCCCCAAUGACCGCCAGCUCGCCUUACGAGCAAAGCUGCAGACAGGCUGGUCCGUACACACCUACCAGACUGAGAAGCAAAGGAGGAGCCAGUGCCUCAACCCAACGGAGGUGGAGACCAUCCUGCAGGUCAUCCAGAGGGCCGAGAGGCUCGACAUCAUGGAGCAGCAGAGAAUUGGGAAGCUGGUGGAAAGGCUGGAGACCAUGAGGCACAACGUGAUGGGGAAUGGCCUCUCCCAGUGUCUGCUCUGCGGGGAGGUGCUGGGCCUCCUGGGCAGCUCAUCAGUGUUCUGUAGAGACUGUAGGAAGAAAGUCUGCACCAAGUGUGGGAUCGAGGCCUCCCCCGGCCAGAAGCGGCCCCUGUGGCUGUGCAAGAUCUGCAGUGAACAGAGAGAGGUCUGGAAGAGGUCAGGGGCCUGGUUCUACAAAGGGCUCCCGAAGUACAUCCUGCCUCUGAAGACCCCUGGCCGGGCUGAUGACCCCCACCUCCGGCCUAUGCCGGUGGAACCAGCUGAGCCAGAGCCCAGGAGCACUGAGACCACCCACAUCUACACCUGGGCCCAAGGGAGAGUGAUUUCCAGUGACACAGACAGUGACUCAGAUCUCAGCUCCUCGAGCCUGGAUGACAGACUCCAACCCACUGGUCCCAGUGAUUCAAAAGGCAACAAGUCCUGGGGGGAAUCAGGUGGCAACACAGGGUCCCCCAGGAUGGAGCUGGCCCACCCACUCAGCCACCUCUCGGGGAGCCAGAGCAGCCUGGCCAGCCCACAGGGGGGCACCCCUCCCCGGCCUGACCGCAAGGGUGUGGGCGAAAGACACACCUGGGCGAGUCCUCGCUGCUGA